Triplophysa rosa is the source of this 1126-nucleotide messenger RNA. RefSeq lists its product as uncharacterized. Gene Ontology annotation, cellular component: transcription regulator complex; nucleus. Lineage: Eukaryota; Metazoa; Chordata; Actinopteri; Cypriniformes; Nemacheilidae. The record is from RefSeq and is a predicted model, not a curated record. Gene Ontology annotation, molecular function: DNA binding. The transcript is spliced from 2 exons. Bases 497 to 1123 code for a protein of 208 amino acids. Gene Ontology annotation, biological process: regulation of transcription by RNA polymerase II.
CAUUACUCCUGCCUACCGUGUCUCAUUAGGUGGAUGCGCACUGCAUAGUAUUUACUAUAGUAUAUGCGUCUAGUUAUCAUCGCAAAAGGUAAAGGUGAGGGACGGCGACCUCUUCUCGCGCUGAUUUUAAUCAUUUAUUUAUCAUUAAAUAGUAUAUUAUAAUUACUAUAAUAUACUGUAGGCUAUAAAUUAGUAAUAGAUAAACCGUAGGAAACUGAUAAACAGUAGUAAACCCGUCUUCUUGAAUACUAUAAGGUUCAAAAUGACAUCUUAAAAUGUUUUACAUUAAUUAGUAGGCUAUAAAAAUCAUUACAGCUACGGUCACACGAAUACUAAUCCGCCCAAAACAUGGUGCAAUAAUUACAGCAAUGUUUUAAUGUGUUUACAUCCAUACUUGUUUGUAAUAAAUCGGGGUUUAGGACAUUUUGUCGUACAGCAAUACAAGACCAUCACGAAUGAGUUCCUCUGCGUCCAAUAACGCAGGAGACGCCCCCGCAUGUCGCUCAUUUCUGACGCGUCUGUGCCGUUCCGGAAGCGCGACCCUAUCCACGCGUCUUGCGGCACCUCGAUCAAUUCAAUGGCAGAUACGGAGGAAUUUUUUCAAGCCGUGUGCUCGUACCCGUUCCUUUAUAACGUGUCUCUGCAUCACUACCGCAGAUCCGAGCGGAGGAAAGCGUGGCGCGAGGUCGCCGCGUCUAUCGGUCUCUCUGUGGUAGAAUGCAAUCUAAGGAAUGAAGAAGGGGGGCGAUGCCUGCAUUACUGGGCACACAGAGAAAUCUCGUUCCUGGAUGCUCGUAUGGGAAAGAGAAAGCGUCACGGUGAAGCAGAAGCUCUAGAGGAGCUGUAUGACAGGAGCAGAACCUGUCAGAACUCGACUGAGGAGCAAGACCCCGGAACUCUGCUCGCAGCAUCAGCAUCACACGCAAACGCCAAUGGGACGAUGGAGGAAGAAGAGAUUGUGAGGAGCUGUGAUAAACCAGCUCUUGACAGAGCUCUAGAUGAAGACGAGCUGUUUCUCUUGAGUUACGUCCCCGCCCUGAAACGACUGACGCCGCAGAAGAGAGCCGCCGUUAAAAUGAAGAUCCAGCAGCUCAUGUUUGAUGCUGAAUUCAAAGAUGAGUGAACU